UUAGGUAUUGAAUGGAAUAUUUGGAGAGAUAUAGAACUUGGUGGGGGUUGUGGUGUUAGUGGUAGGCAUAAAAAGCCAACAAAUCCUAACGAUCACCGUGGUGUACUCACAACACUUUCAGUUUCAUCUCCUAGAUCUUGGAUUCGUAAUUUUGGUGCAUUGUGGAGAUCUACUUGGUAUUGGCUUCGAUCAUCUGAAAACAAUGCUCAAAUAUAUCCUCAUAGUGAUUCUAAAACUUCAUUGAAUUUUUUCGCAGAUUCUCCAGUCACUAUAUCUGAAAAAAAGCUGGAACAAAGUCGUGUGAAAUUCGCUCGCCUUACUUAUACUCCAAUUUGUACAGGAUGUUCGAAAUGUUGGGAGAAGAAGUUAAUG
Schistosoma curassoni is the source of this 372-nucleotide messenger RNA. The record is from the annotation of a GenBank genome assembly. Lineage: Eukaryota; Metazoa; Platyhelminthes; Trematoda; Strigeidida; Schistosomatidae.